AUGAAUCCAAUUCCCGACUCCCAAUGGAUUGGCUCAUCAACGUUGCACAAAUGUCAGUUGAAUCUGUGCAAUGUAGUCAUAAUUGCACUAUUCUCCCACCCACAUUUCUCAAUAUCACUAAAAGAGAGGAAGAGAGCUUUUAUUUUUUUUAUUUUUUACAGAUUGAAGAGCAAAGCAUUGGUGAUGGCGAUGAUGGAGAUAACCGAGGCGUAUGGAGUGAUGGCAGAUGGAAAUAAUAUUGUUGUAGGGGACAACAACAACAACAACAACAACAGUAUGAUGAAUCCUCCCACUCCCACUCCCACUCCCACCAAAAGAAGUCGCAGCCAGAGGCGUAGGCGUUCUUCCCUCAACUUCACUUCCCUGGAUUUUCUCUCACACGUGCCACCACCUCCUCCUCCUUUGCCCGCCGCACGUGUACUUGAACCAACAGGGUUCAGAUUUCUCUUUGACAAGCAGCUCCAGAACAGUGAUGUCAGCUCCCUGAGAAGAAUCGUUGUGCCCAAGAAAGCCGCUGAGCGAUAUCUUCCAGCUCUUGAGAUCAAAGAAGGGUUCCCCAUCACAAUGGAUGACAUGGAUGGUAUCCAUGUUUGGAGUUUCAGAUACAGGUACUGGCCAAAUAACAGCAGCCGAAUGUAUGUGCUUGAAAAUACUGGUGACUUUGUCCAAACACAUGAAUUGCGCCAAGGAGACUACUUUGCACUCCACUACAAUGAUCAAAAGCAGAUUUAUGGCAUUGAAGCGAGGAAAGCUGGAAGUGGAGCCGUAUUCCGUGGUUAUGAAGCGGAGGACGUGAUUUUAACUGAUUAUGCACAGGCUGCAGAUGAUGGGAAUGGAGCGCUUAUUAUGAAUGAACCAGAAAUGGAUAUGUCCAGCUUUUACUUCCCUGCAAUGGACAACGAGAUGGGCAUGUCCUUCAUUUAUGAUACCAGCUUCUGGAACGAGCCUGCCUUCGAUUUUGUAGGGGGUCCUAUGACCUAUUACUCAACUAAUGUGUAUCCAAUGCCAAGCUUUGGGUCCAUUGAAGACAGCUUCAGUGUUGAUGAUUUCUACUGA
Messenger RNA from Solanum verrucosum, 1056 nucleotides. RefSeq names its product B3 domain-containing transcription factor FUS3. The record is from RefSeq and is a predicted model, not a curated record. NCBI's taxonomy places the organism in Eukaryota, Viridiplantae, Streptophyta, Magnoliopsida, Solanales, Solanaceae. Gene Ontology annotation, molecular function: DNA-binding transcription factor activity; DNA binding.